Molecule: messenger RNA, 4577 nt
Organism: Owenia fusiformis
Lineage: Eukaryota; Metazoa; Annelida; Polychaeta; Sabellida; Oweniidae
Source: the annotation of a GenBank genome assembly
UCCCUACAACAACAGGCAAUUUUGUGAAAACAACCAGUGAUAUUCACCUAUUGCCUGCUUCUAAUGAAACCCCUACAUAUAACAAAUUAUUUCUAGAUGAGAGGUCCUAUGCUCAUAAGGCAUCAGCCUUUAACCGGUAUUAGAAUUAUCACCUGGACAGACAUACAGACGAACAGCAUCUCAAUAUCCCUCAUGAACUACAUUCACUGGGUUGAUUUAAAAAACUGUUCCUGAGAUAUUAAUAAAUGUGUGAGAAAUGUUAAUUGCCUAUGCAUUGCAAUACAAUUGUAAGACAAGCCGACAACAUUAUCGCACCUUUCUUAAGGUAAGAUAAAAAGAAUCAAGGAUGGAGACCAAUGCACAGAUACUUGAAAGGGAAGGUUUUAUCAGUAUUGUUUUCUAUUGCUCUCAUUUCUAUUGCUCUCGUCUUCAUGUUUCCUUCUUUUUCAACAUUCCAGCAAAUCUUCAUCUACUUUGUACAAAUCCACCCAUAGCUGCAGAUAAGCCACUUGUUUCAGGCAUGGACGACAGACUAUGGUGUUUACCUCAUUUUCUUACCCAAUUUAUUAUAUCUUUGUUCCCAGGACCCCAUAGGCAGCAGUCUACCACACUCCAAUUAAUGAUACUUUUUUUUUCUUUUACAUCUUUUUAUAUAUAAUCAUAUAACCAUGGGGCCAUUAACAGAAACUUCAUAAAGAUGAGAAUUCGUAAAAUCCAUUGUUCUCUUACUGUAACAUCAUUUUAUCCAUGGUAACAACAAUUGAUUUAUGAAUUAGUAACUUUAGAAAGUUUCUGUUAAUGACCCCAUGCUGAACAAAUGUAUUGAAGAAGAUCAAUGAACUGUAUCAAUGCUAUAUCUAUUUACAUGGGGGCCAUUAACAGAAACUUUGUAAACUUAAAGGCAGGAUUUCAUUACCCCCUGGUAAAUUAAACCACUCCCCCAUUUUGAUUCAGCCAAUCAUUUAACUGCUUGCUAAGCAUCAUGGGAGGUAAACAUUAGCACAUGGCAAUACUAAGAGCACUACAAAAUGUUUUACUUACUAUAUCAUUGUGCAUGCUGUUUAUUCAUCAAAAAGGUUAAAUAUUUUAUCCUAGACAGUAUUGUAUUUAUCCAAAUAUUUUAAUAUCUUAUCCAUUGGGCAGUAUUGUUUAUUUCAUUAAUUAACAGGAAAUUAUUCCCAGGUGUGUCCAAGAUAUGCAACUCCACCUGGGUUAGGGUACCAUUCCCUAACCUUUUCAAUUACACAGUUUGGCAUGAGUUCUCUUCUGCAACUAAUCAAGUUCCUGAAGUUUGGGUAUUGUUCCAGAGCUCUCUUUUUUCUGGCUUGGUACUUUUUUGUCUGCCAUAGUCCUCUAUUGUGAAGAAGUCCCCAAAAUGACUUGUACAUUGUUUUUCUGAAUUUACUAUUUUCAAUCAUUGCUCCAUAGUUUGUAGCAGGCCACCAACUAUUUUGCUCAUUUGUGGUAUCUGUGAUGCAGGGAUCCUGCAGGCAGUGUCGACAUCUAGUUGGAUCAUCUGUCUCAUCUUCACUCUCUGGGUCAUCUGGGCCUGGGGGUGAAGGUGGUGUGGGUUCAGACUCAUUAUCCUGAUAAGUAAUGCUGUUCAGAACAUCAUCAGGUGUUGGUUUGUCAAGUUUCCACUUUUUUGUUUUAAAAAGUUCAGCAAUAGCCCUUUCUUGUGUUUUAGUGAGACGAAAAGAUACUAUCUUUUUAGAUGUGACUGACAUUAUUUAUAUUAUAUACUAUAAUUAGUAUCAAAAAGACAGUGUUGGUAUGUUCAGAUGAUGAUCUGCUAUCUGUCUAGGGUAUCUAGGCUAAUAUUUCUGGGUGGUGUAUCAAGUAUAAUACAAUCUCUUUGGACAUGCAAGUCAACAGGACUGUUUCGACAUGUUUCAAAUUGUCUAGGAGGUUUUGACUUCAUGCAAUAUGACAAGGGUAAACCCUAUGUAUUUAGACAGUACCAAUAGGUGUUAGUCAACUCAAUCCUGGGGGUUACACAUGGAUGACAGAUACAAAACAUCUGAUUUCUGAUUUCAAACAUGAAAAAUUAAUCAUAGGGACCAUUUCAACAUAGUAGGAUAGAUUCAAUUUUGGGACAAGUCACCCUGAUAGAACAAUUCUAAAUAUGUGUAUCACCCCUCUGUCUAUGUUACAUGCCAACCCAUUCCAAUUUCAUGCUUGUAGAUAAGAAUGUCAUGAAUUACAAUUAUGAUACUAUGUUUGGAAAUUGUGGUGGAGAAGUUAUCCAAAAUAUGCUUUCAUGUCAUGUUAGAAAUGCCCAAGGGGCAUAGAGGAGUGUUUCUGAUCAAGUAAGACCAACAAUUAUAGAAAUCAUAUGUGUCAACCAUGGGUGUACCAUUUGGAAGUCAGGAAUCGAAACAUCUCAGUUUAUAAUCUUCACAAUCAUUUUCAUCGUUCGAUGAUUAUGUUGUAUAUCUAUAACUCUUAGAUAUGCGAUGGAUAUUGUAAGGAAAGAUGAAUAAUUCUGCAUCUUAAAAUACAACCUACGUAAUGUAAUCGCAAUCGCAUUUCAACUUCAUUGAAAAUGUAGUUUCAUCUUUCUUCAUAUUAUAAAUAUUCUCCAAAUAUCAAAUGGUACAGCCAUUCUAGUGUUUGAAGGAAACAUACCAUGGAAUGAUGUAAAACUUGACUUAUUUGAGUUGCAUGCAAUGAAAGAAGGUGACAAUGUCUGAAGCUAAAAAACCAAGAAAACGUACCCCAUAUUUUAAUAUAGAGGUACAAGGAGAUGAAACAAUCAAAGAUAGGUUUCGUAAAAAGAUGAAAACGGUGAAGGAAAAAUUAAAAUCUGAUGUUAAUGUUUCAACUGCUGUUGCACUUGAAACUGUUUUAGACUUUUGGAUCUUACAUAAUGUUCAAAAUGAAAACGAUGUUGAAAAACAUUCAAAUGGGCCUGAUGUAUAUGAGUACACACCAGUGGAGAGGGACAAUACACUUGAACCUAUGUUCUUGACAACAAAAUCAGCAACAGAGAAGCUAAUAAACACUCUUGCAGCACAUAGUGCUACCUGCAACUCCCUAUUAUCAUGGAAUGAACACAGUUUCCAUGGUCACGCUGCCUUAGUGCACCUGAAAUGUGAUUUUGAUCAUCAGGUCAGAUGGAAAUCAUCACCAACACUUCCAAAUGGCCAAAGCUUGGUGAAUUAUCAAAUUUUUCAGGGAUAUAUCACUUCUGGAAUGUUACCGAAUCAGUAUGACAAUUUGUCAAAGACUGCAGAUUUUGGCCAUAUAAGUAAGCGUAAGCAGAAAGACAUGACACAACUUUUUGCCCAGCAAGUGGAACAUUGUAUGACAGCAUCCUGCGAGGAAGCAUUUGUCACUGAGUUUGCUCAUCUAGACCCAGAUGAACUACAAGAUGGGAUAUCUAUUAUGACUGAUGCACGUCAUGGGUGGCGUAAGAAUGCAAAUGACUGUGAUAUAGUAUGCAUUGGUCUAAGCUCCCACAAAGUUUUGAAAAGCGUGCAUAUUACAAAGGCUGAUGAUCCUAUACCACAACGCCACGAGAUGGUUGGUACCAGACAACUGUAUGACUUUUUUGAUGAGAAAGGCAUUAAUAUAAAAGUUCAUGCACAUGAUGCGAACCAAUCUGUUAAUAAAUUUGUACGCGAACGAGAUGGCACAACAAAUCAAAAUGACACAUGGCAUGGUGGCAAAUCCCUAAAGAAGGAAAUAGAGAAAGUAGGAAAGGGCCCACAGUAUAGUCAUGGACAGACUUGGCACAUGGAACUCUCAGACAAAGUCAUCCCAGUGCAAAAACAGUUUCACUGGGCUGUGAGAAAUUGUAACAACAAUGAAGCCCAACUACGUGACCAGCUGGAUAAUAUAUUGUGCCAUUUUAAAAACAUUCAUCAUCACUGUGACCCGCAAUCAAGAUGCAGAACAGAUCCUAAUUACCAAAUUAGGUAUAUCAUAAUAAGGGACCCGGUAGCUGAGGAUUUGUUCCGCACAGCUAUAAGAAAGUCUAUUGUGUAUAGACAGGCCCAGAACUACACUAAUGCGCUAGAUACUUUCUAUGUUGAAAGCUUCAAUAACGUAUUAAAUGUUUUUCAUGAUAAACGUAUAGUUUUUGGCAAAGAACAGUAUGAAAUGAGGACGAAUUUAACAAUACUGCACUGGAAUGAGAAUGUUGAUCGGGACUUUACCAGUACCUGGGAAAAGAGGGAUGAAAACCUAAUCAUUCAGACCAGGAAGAAUCUAAAGCCAGUAACAUUUCAGUACAAAUCUUUGAUUUGGGAAAAGGUUAUGGAUAAUAUAUUCCCACUUGGAUAAUCAAAAAAUGGAUUAUUACCAUGCGCAAUCUGAAUUAUAUGGAAUAAUGCUUGAUUAUGGUAAGUACUUCACAAAAUAACAUCUUACACUACAACUAAACUGUUUACAUUUAAUGCCAUGUGCUUCUGUUUACCAAUAUCACAUGAUCACAACUCGGUAUUUGAUUGGCUGCUGGAUAGAUAAGCCCCUCCUCAUUUUCAAAAUUAUUUCCAACAGUUUUAAAUUUUGAUUUACAUUUUUAAGCCAAAUAAGAAAAAAAAUAUGAAAACUAAAACUACUGUCAGAUUCAG